Seriola dumerili (greater amberjack) is the source of this 4825-nucleotide messenger RNA. It is a transcript of the gene abhd17ab, whose product is annotated as protein ABHD17A. Bases 757 to 1722 code for a protein of 321 amino acids. The record is from RefSeq and is a predicted model, not a curated record. Gene Ontology annotation, biological process: protein depalmitoylation. Gene Ontology annotation, cellular component: plasma membrane; endosome membrane. NCBI's taxonomy places the organism in Eukaryota, Metazoa, Chordata, Actinopteri, Carangiformes, Carangidae. Gene Ontology annotation, molecular function: palmitoyl-(protein) hydrolase activity. The transcript is spliced from 5 exons.
UCCUGAUGCGGUGAAACAGCAGAGAAGUAAGAAAACACCGCACAUAUAUGGAUUAAUUUAAAUGACAUAGAGUGACGGGAGACGCCAGCACCUUCUCCAGAGGAUUCACGGAGACGAAUGCAGACGCCGGGAACCGUGUUUUAACGGUGUUGUACGCCGGGUGUCCGUGAAUGAGCGCUGUUUUAGCUGAGCAGUCGUGUUUUAUGUCUUCUUGCUAGCUUAAGCCAACGUCGCGUUUAGCUGGUACACGCAGACAGAUAGACUUCUCUCUCCGGUAAAAUAUGACACACAGUCACCGUUAUUCUCGAUACAUCACAGGGGGAAACAGCUUUAUGCUUGUUUGAUUGUAACUGGAAAACGCUCGCUUUUUUUGGUCACUUAGAGGUCAAGACUGCACUGGAAACGCCUGUUCCUCACUGUCAACACAAGAACGAAACUGAGGAAACAAUCAUCGGUUUCUUGUCCAGGACAUCGUGUCUGAAAAUCACUCGUGAACAUCUCAGCAAGUGGACAAAAUGGCUGUGACCUGGACUUCAGUCAACACGCAGAAAACACAGCAGAUACUUUGUAAAUAGUAACACUUCACUCAGUCAGGUUGGCUCCACUACUUUUUUCCUGCUUCUGCUGACAGGGCACUUAAACAGUAUCCUGUGUUUGAAUUUGUCUGAAGUGGAGGAAGUCUUGUUCGUUUUUUAAUUUUUGUUGCUGCACAGUUCAUUUUUGCUUAGACUAAGCUCUUCAGUUCAACAGUAAAGGAUGAAUGGCCUCUCGCUCAGUGAGCUCUGCUGCCUGUUCUGCUGCCCGCCCUGCCCCAGCCGCAUCGCAGCCAAGCUCGCUUUCCUGCCCCCUGAGCCCACGUACACCUUUCUUCCCGACCCAGAUGCAGGCCCUGCUGCGACGGGGACAACAGGGACAUCGAGUCUACGGGCGCGGAGCGGUGCGUCAGUCGCUGGAAGUGGAGGGGCCGGGGCUGUGGAGGGGAGAUGGAAGCUUCACCUGACGGAGCGGGCAGAGUUUCAGUAUUCACAGCGAGAACUGGACAUGACAGAGGUGUUCCUCACUCGAUCCAGUCGGGGGAACCGAGUCGGCUGUAUGUACAUUCGCUGUGUUCCUAAUGCCAGAUUUACAGUGCUUUUCUCCCAUGGUAACGCAGUCGACCUGGGCCAGAUGAGCAGCUUCUACAUCGGCCUCGGCACUCGCAUCAACUGCAACAUCUUUUCCUACGACUACUCAGGCUACGGUGUCAGCACUGGCAAGCCCUCUGAGAAGAACCUCUAUGCAGACAUAGAUGCUGCCUGGCACGCCCUGCGCACACGGUAUGGCAUUAGCCCAGAGAAUAUCAUCCUGUAUGGACAGAGCAUUGGUACAGUUCCCACUGUAGACCUGGCAUCACGGUAUGAGUGUGCUGCCGUUGUUCUUCACUCACCUCUAACUUCUGGAAUGAGAGUGGCCUUUCCUGACACAAAGAAGACCUACUGCUUUGACGCUUUCCCCAACAUUGAGAAGGUGUCCAAAAUCACAUCUCCAGUGCUCAUCAUCCACGGGACAGAGGACGAGGUGAUCGACUUCUCCCACGGCCUGGCUCUGUUCGAGCGCUGUCCCAAGGCCGUGGAGCCUCUCUGGGUGGAGGGAGCAGGACACAACGACAUUGAAUUGUACAGCCAGUAUCUGGAGCGUCUACGCCGCUUCAUAGGACAGGAGCUGGCGGUACAACAUGCCUGACGAUCACCACCUCCGCAAUCGUCAUCAUUACCUUUUUUCCUGGUCCACUUAAAACCUCACCUCUCUGUGUCCAAGAUGGAAAUGUUUUGAAGAGUCAUCUAAACCAUCCCUCAGCUUACCACAGCACCCAGGGGUGUACUGUUUCACAUACUGUAGUGCUCUGUUUUCAGGGCGUAGUAUGCCUUUAAUUGACCAUGGAUUGAUGUGACACAGAGGAAAGGAGGAGUGUGUUCAUAGACAUCAGAAGUGUGCGAGUGUGAUAGAGUUAAAUUGCAUUUAGACUGUUGUUUCGUAGCAGAAACUAUAAAAGUACAGCUGCCAUGUGUUAGGUGGCAGAUGCGUAUAUUCCUAUACUGUGCAAUAAUGUGGACAGUGUCACAGGAAAAUGAACUUUGUUGAAAUUAAAUGGGGGUGGUUAACAGAACAACAAACUGAUAAAUAAUCAUGUAGGUCAAUUAUAUUGUGGUCCACAUGGAAAGUAUCUGUCAAUUUUUCCAGCCUACUCGUUCAGUUAGUGUAUAACUUUCAUUUCUGCUGUUAACCCAAAUGGAUAAUGGUGAAGCAUGUUGGACUCUUGACAUGUGUUGGAGAAUAUUUUGGUUGUCUAAUCACACAUUAAAUCAGUGAACAAGUUUGUUACUAAGUUCUCUACAUUGAGCCACCAGUUUUUAUCAGUAACACCUGUACAACGUAAUGCAGUCCAAUAAAAAGCCCUCCAGUAAAUUCUGUUUUAAAAGGGGAUGAUUUAACUGCAUUUUCUAGUAACUGAUGGUGUAGUAUUGGGCUGCAUCAUACUGAACAGGGUCUCUAUUAUCCUGUCCACGUCAUAUAUGUAGGUUUUGGGGUGGAUAAAACUGGUGACUAGCCCUUAGGAAAAAUGAAAAUGAUACAUAGAGUCGAGUUUGUUUUUCACCAUACUGAACAUUUUGCUCAGGUAACCCUCCUUUAGACGUUAGAUGUGUCUUUCUUUUUUGUUUGUUUUUAUAUACAGUCAGUUAAAUCUCCUCAGAUCCUUUUGAGCAAAGAUAUGAAAUCAUAUUCAUCCAGUGUGAGGAUUUUUUUAGUAAUGAACCAAACUAUGAUCCCAUAACUGAGGUACAGACCAACUCUGGAGUUUGGUGAGCCGUCACAAACUUUUGCCUUUUUGCUCCAGUCGAUCCACCAUGCUGUUUUCAGUCUUUUAUGGAAGACGUUUGCAUCCCAGAGAUGGAGCGAGAUUGGCUGCGUUAAAGGACGACUGACGUUCAACAGCCUCAGAAAGAAAAUACCUCCAGCUCCUUUGUUUAGUGGAAUAUCUGAGAGUCUGUAAGCCCUGUCCUUUUUGUUUCAGUCUUGUUUAUGUCUCACACCAGUAGGUCACAGCUGUCAGCUAAGUUCCUGUUUCCUCCAGUGUCUGGAACAGAGAAGCAACACUAAAAUUAAACGGGCCACAGUUUUCAACCUCCAGCCUGUUUUCAUCUCUUUGUUUUAAAACUCUGUCUGACAGCAAUCCUGCUCAUUUGCACUCCAUCUUGAAGGGGAACUGUGUCAAUUUAAGAAGUAUAAAAGCUUAACUUUGAACUUAAAUACUUUAUGACUGUUGCCAUUGUCUAAUUUUAAUUGUCGAUGAACUUCACAGUGUGAGUAAUAAAAAUUGUUUCCACCCUUCUGCAGAUAAACACAGGAACAUGUUUUAUCACAGUAUAUUGACUAGUUGUUUUCCAGCUUUAACAGCAUUGGCAAAGAGUUCAGUGAGAAUCUCCUCUGAGAACAUUACACUAAAGCGUUAGAAAUUUAACAGGUGGACAGUCCUCUCACAUGACAGCAUUGCUUUUCCACCACUAUUCUACGUGAUGUUGUCAGGUAAAACUAGACAGCAAAUAGUCUGUGUGAAAUUGUAUAACAUCUCUUUCCUCUCUGGUUUACAGCCAACUUCUUGGUAACACUAUUGAUUUUGCCUCACAGAAUUGAGUACAAGAGUGGUACAGUACCUUUUCUAUCCGCUGGUGUGAUUCUUUUUUUUUUUUUUUUUUUUCUGUUUUCUUUUGCAACAAUAGAAAAUUGUCUCAAACAUAUUUUGUUGCCCCUGUGGUUUAUUGUUCUUUUUGCGCUGAUUAUUUGGGGAAAUAUCACUAAUCAGUUGUCGAAUUUUGCUCUUUUUUUGUUUCUUUGACAAUGUUGUAAAUGAUGAUGCAAUGAGAAGUUGUACACGAUUGUGUCAGCUGGCUGCCCUGUUGAAGUUAUUUAGGUUUGACUCAUAAGAUAAAUCAUAAUCUUUUAGACUCGCUGCACACGGCACUGUCUCACUAACAGUCUGUUUUACAACCAGACAUGAGGUGCUGUCUGCAGUAUUCAUCUUAAAGGUGCAGCUGUCAGUGGUGCUAGGCCACAGAAGUGUAAAGCUAUUCCCAAAAUGAGUGUAUCCAAGGGUAAAAGUCAUUUUACUUAACUGAGUUGACAUAUUUGAACAUUCAGUUGAGACAUUCUUCAGACUUUCUUGUCCAUGUAUGAACCAAAGUCAAACUUUUUUUGUGCUUUACCCAGUGCACCUGUUUGUAACUUUGUAACCAAAGACAGAAUUGUUCAACUUUAGCUUAACUUUUUAUUCAUCUUUAUGCUUGGUCUGACUUUUUUUUCCAUUGCACAUUUGGAUACAAAUGAAAUGCAAGUUUCUCAUAUUGCUAAAUAAUUAUGUUUUAUCAUAUCAUGUCUGGUUUCAAAUAUGCAAGAACAGACUUUAAAUAGCAUAAAUUAACCAAGUUGUGGGUCUUUGUUUGAUUGUUUUGGGGGUUUUUUUCAGGCUGUUUAUAAUUUAUCAUUUGUGGAGGAGUACAACCUAAGCAAUACAGUGUGCUGGGUCAUGUUUGGAAAAAAAAACAGUGUGGGAUGAUGAAAGAACAAUGACAGAGGAGCUUCAGGCAGAUACAUGAGUAGCUUUUGUUAAAAAAGAAAAUGUAUUCAAAUGUUUGGAUCUCUGACAUAACACGGCUGUGUAUCAGUUUUGUCACCACACUUUGUUAUCCAUUGUUUAUUAUACUGACUUAUUUUUAGUUUUUAAAGAUUCUGUCUUUUUCAAGAUUUAAAGAGAAUAAGAAGCUAAUAAAACAUAAUCAGAAAUUGAUAA